AUGGCUGUUUCGCUCGCCAACAGCUCCUUUAGCCCAAUGCGGCUCGAUGCUCCCUUGGACGAGAAGGGGCCUCAUCACAAACAGAGCAUGUGGCACCGCUUUGGCUUUCGACGAUGGCUGGGCCAGGACCGCAAGGAGACCGGCUCCUUCCCUGAUCCCCCCAACAACGACCCUUCACACCUCGAUCGGAAUCCUGCCUCUUCUGCCGAUCUCCCCCGCGCUAAGCAGGACAAUAUCACCCGGCGCAUCUCCCGGAAAGUCGGCGUUGGUCUCCCACGAACAAGUACAUUUAAACGUCACCUCCCAGAACAACGGGAUCGCCUGGCCCCGUUGGAGCCUGACCAUCGCCGAGCUCAAUCCGCCGACCGUCAUCCGUUAGGCGUCGAGAGAACAAGGUCUCAUUCUCCACUCCCAACCGUGGGCCCACGACUAUCCGCACCAGAGGUCCAGUGGCUCGGCCCGGCACCCACUUCCACGGUCGACCUCGCCUACGAGAUUCAUGAUGGGAGCGACUUGCCUGCGGAGGAAUGGGAGAAUCCCUCGUAUCAAGAUGUCACCUUCGCACCUUCGGACAUCGCAACCGAGCGAGAGUCAAUACUAGAGCCGCAUGCACAGCUAGCAGCUCACGAGCCCGACACACCGAUAACGCACGACGAUAUCGAGAUGGAGCUGGAAAAUAAAUGGAUCCUGAAUUUGAGCAUGCACUUUCGAGACAAUUCGGGUCGAGAGAAAUUCUUCGUCACCUACGCCGAGACACCGACUAAAUGGAGGCGUGUAACAAUAUCCAUGGACUACCAUAGCGCCCCACCCGACUCCCUCGAGCGAGACGUGGAGGAGCUCCGAUACCAGCGCGAUAAGUGCGCCAAAAUUUAUGAGUCGAUUCGAGAAUCGCUCGCCGAGAUACAGUUCUAUGAUACUGUAACAAAUCUCAAGGUGGAAACACUUGACGGACGCUUGCAUGUUCACGUCACAGAAGAUGUCAACGAAACAAUUCCUUACCCGCCAAUUGCCAGCGUACGCCAUUUAAGGGGCGCUCAGUGCGUGCCCGAGCAUCUUUUACACUUUGAGUCCCAUCUCUCCGGAUUUGUCUACAAGGUUCAAGUCGGCGGUCGACCUUACAUCAAAAAGGAAAUACCCGGUCCUGACACUGUAGACGAAUUUCUCUAUGAGAUCAACGCACUCCAUGCCCUCAACGGCGCGCCGAAUGUGAUCCGCGUCGAAGGCAUCGUGGUGGAUGAGCACCAGGAGGUGGUGAAAGGUCUACUGAUCAAUUAUGCAGAGCAAGGCGCACUUGUUGACUUACUAUACGAGCAGCGUGGGAACAUCCCAUUUCAGCGUCGAGAAAGAUGGGCGAAACAAAUCGUUCAAGGGCUGUGUGAGAUCCACGAAACUGGCUACGUCCAAGGCGACUUCACCUUGUCAAACAUUGUUGUCGAUGAGAACGACGAUGCGCAGAUCAUCGACAUCAACCGUCGAGGCUGUCCGGUCGGAUGGGAGCCACCAGAGAUAGCCGCGAAGAUCGAAAGCAAUCAGCGCAUAUCCAUGUACAUUGGUGUCAAAACUGACCUGUAUCAGCUGGGUAUGACCCUAUGGGCUCUUGCUACAGGAGAGGAUGAGCCAGAGCGGCAGCCACGUCCCCUCGUCCUCGGUCAGGAUGUGGGUGUGCCAGAUUAUUACCGGCGAUUGGUCGACAUUUGCCUCAGUCCAAUGCCACGACAUCGACUGGGGGCGAAAGAACUUCUCCAUUUCUUCCCACCCGAUCUUCUGCUACGCUCUAUGUACCGUCAUCCGCGGGCCUCGUUUGAUCCCAACGAUAAUGCAUCGGCUUACGCUCCUAUGAUGAGUGUACCUCAAUUAUCUUCUCUUGGCUCAGGAGUGCAUCCGCGACGCUCAACCGCCAAACUUGCCACCGAGCAAUCCAAUAUGCAUACGACAGCUCGACCACGACGCAGAUUUCUCAGCGGUCAUGAAGAAGGAAAAAGGUCCACCCUCACGCUCACAGAGUCAACCGAGGACACCGACUUUCCGCCUCGGCACUCCUCCGCGUCCACUUUGAACCAUGACGGCCCUGCGGAAGCCCUGCAUUGCGCCGACAGCCCAGUUGCUGAUUCAGACCUUGCGAAGCUCGACGCACCUCGGAACCCAGAAAUUCAAGGUGCAGCGACUGUAUUGGAGGCUGGUUCGGUGCCGAAUAGGGAGCACUUGCCCUAUCUGAAUACGCUUCCGUUAUCCGAGCCAUCGAACAGUUACCACGAAGCAGCCGAUAAUCGUGCUCAAUUCGCUGUUGAAUCAAGCAAUUGCAACGACGUGCUACCUUACACCCUCCUAACCAAUAUGCAGUAUGAAGAGGCUGCUCUGAACCCUACUCAACAGCAAGUCAGAUUUGAGAAUCAAACCCACCACAAUGAUGAAUCAGUUGCCUCUCUUCUGACCUCCGCGCUGCCCAUAAACCCUGCCCUAGAUCUUGCAAAGCGCAGAUCUCUCCCUUCCAUGCCGACGGAGUCACUGAUUGGCGAUGAUAGGACGUUCUCAGAGGAGUUUGUCUCAUCAUUAUCUGAAUCCUGCUUGCCUAUCAAUCCGGCUGCCAGCCUGGCUCAACAUAAGUCCCUGCCGAACAUCUCCCACAAAGCCCAAUUAUCAGAGCCCGUCACAUCUCGCAACCAUAACUCCUUCUUGUUGGAAUCGAUACUACCGAUCAAUCCAGCCUUCCAUGGCAAGGUUCGCUCCUAA
Penicillium diatomitis is the source of this 2730-nucleotide messenger RNA. RefSeq names its product protein kinase family protein. The transcript has 2 exons. Gene Ontology annotation, biological process: protein phosphorylation. Gene Ontology annotation, molecular function: protein kinase activity; ATP binding. The record is from RefSeq and is a predicted model, not a curated record. Lineage: Eukaryota; Fungi; Ascomycota; Eurotiomycetes; Eurotiales; Aspergillaceae. The coding region runs from base 1 to 2730 and encodes 909 amino acids.